Molecule: messenger RNA, 924 nt
Organism: Aureobasidium subglaciale EXF-2481
Lineage: Eukaryota; Fungi; Ascomycota; Dothideomycetes; Dothideales; Saccotheciaceae
Exons: 1
Coding region: 43-924 (293 amino acids)
Source: RefSeq, a predicted model, not a curated record
CACUACAUACACCUUCAUCGGCUGGACCAACUUGUAGCGAUCAUGUCUACCAACUUCAACUCUGCGGGCCGUCAGGAACAGCCAGGCACGAGUGCUCCAACAUACAACAGAUUGCUUGACAGUCGGGAACCAAUCAACCUAGCUGCACGACGUCGCAAGUUCACUGCUCCUCGUGUCCCGUUCAGUCUCGAGACCGUUCCUUUACAUGAAACACAGGUAUAUAUAUCACCUGAGCAAGUUGACGAAUAUCUGCGAAAGCAAGAAGAGUUUAACAAAGCUCUUCUUCAGCGACAGGGUAAGAGGCCCUCUUCUUCUCGCUCGGGCAGCAGACCUCAGAGCCCCAUGGACCGAGCUGCUCACUGGGUAAAGGACAAGGUCGUGACUCCAGUGAAGGAGUUUUUCACUGGUCCAGACGCAACCGAGAUGGUUGAUACUCAAAGACCACAGGACAAGGGUGACUACAUUUCUCACAGGAUCCGCGUCAUGGCGGCUAGGUCUCCCCGUCGUACCGACGAUGACUACGAGAUGAUUUCGGAGCUCCAUCCCGUGAACCAACGCAUUCCAGAGAGGAGAGGCAGGCCGAGCGUUGAUCGUGAGGUCUCUUCAAGACGAUCCGGAAGCAUUUCUUCGCCCAACCCAUUCAUGUCCCAUGGUACUCCGUCACCACGUAGCACUUUCUCGUCUCGGGGAACGCCUCAGGCCCCCCAGGCCCCUUUGGCCCCUCGCAAGUCCCACAAAUCAAACGCCUCAGUGUCAAGUAGCGUUCGAAGUGCUUUUGACAACGUUCAUUCUGGUCUAAAUCCCAAAGCUGGCAGACUAGUGUUUUCGGAUCAAGCACCAGCAGGGAUGAUGGACCCGUGCAGUGUCUGCCACAAAGAGCCUAGAGGAGCUUUAUAUCGCGGACGUUGUCAAGACUGUAGGUGA